Messenger RNA from Limulus polyphemus (Atlantic horseshoe crab), 960 nucleotides. RefSeq lists its product as uncharacterized. The transcript is spliced from 6 exons. The annotation marks the transcript as partial. Lineage: Eukaryota; Metazoa; Arthropoda; Merostomata; Xiphosura; Limulidae. The record is from RefSeq and is a predicted model, not a curated record.
GAAAAAAGGACCCGCGGAAUGCAUUUACUGUACAAAAUGUAUUUUGUCCAAUCAACGGAAAGUUCCGUUUCACUUUUCAUGGCAACAAUGGAAAUUACCGUUGCGAUGAACCUUACCCCGAGCUUAGCAACUGUCCCCAUGGCAACACGUUGGAGUUCCGUUUUCACCAAUGUACCUUUCCAGACACUUCAACAAGGAGAAUCAGUUACGGGUUAGGAGUUGAGUUCUUGAAUCCACAACGACUAAACUCCAACUGUUUUUCGCUAUCUGCAGCCAGUUGUGGGAAGGCAGUUACCCUUAAGGUUCCAUCUCGGAGUCUUCCUGCUCCAGUCCUCACCACCAUGUGUGAAUUUCCUUCUUGGUUCCAAGGUCGUUGGGAGAACCUGGAAGUCAGUGGUAAUAAAUUUGUUUAUGAAGACCAUAGAAAACUCCAGGCGAUCACUGCAUGGUGUGUCACCAUGGAAACCAACACUCCAUUCGAACUUUUCCACAUAUAUACCGUCACCCAGUGUGGUGAUGAAGCCUACAACUGUGUCUGGCUCCAGCAAAGAACUGAAAAUAUCGUGGAGCUUCAAUUAGGAGUUUCUUCAAGCAGUGAAUAUAUUCCAUCAUUCUGUCGGAACCACCGGUUCGAACCUCACACUUGGGUAACCCUUGGAAGAAUAGAUGUCACCGAGUCUGAAUCCUGUCCGAUCUCAGGAACCUACAUUGGAGCGGCAUCUGGUGGAGAAAGAUUGUGUGCUAAACUGGCUACAGAUUGUGACAGCCCAGAUAUCUUAUUUUAUUCAAUUAGGGGUUGUAAAGACAAGCCGUAUUCGUAUGGAGCCUCAAGUGGAAGUGUAAACCACCAAUCACAGAGCUUCUAUGGUGAUCUUCAAGAGCACGAACCAAUAGGUAAGGUGAAGUGUUAAUAGUUUUAAAUGUAUUGUAAAAAAUACAUUUUUCAUCAGAGACGACCUU